AUGGCUGUAUAUGGUCUCGGAGGACUGGAAACGGGAAGAGCGUCUCCUAGUAGGGAUGAUGGGGCGGCCCAAGCCGAGCAACCAGCCGGGCUGGGGCGACCUUGGGUAGGAGGCCAUUUAAAUGGGGGAUCUGUCCCGGCAGCGGGCAAAGCAGUGACGACCCGGCAACAAGAGGGCCAAAAUGAGCCCUCAGAACCGGAGAAUGAAUCCUAUAUUAAAGAAUUUAUAAAAAAAUAUAAUAUCCAAUUUGAUAUGUUUAGUAAGAUUGAUGUUAAUGGAGACGAUGCUCAUCCUCUUUGGAAAUAUUUGAAGUUUAAACAGGUUUUAAUUUAUACAUUCUUUUUCAGUUCUAUUAAAUGGAAUUUCACAAAAUUUCUGGUGGAUAAAAAUGGACAACCGGUUGCUCGUUAUCCACCUAAUUACCAACCACUGGAUAUCGAACCAGAUAUUUUGAAAUACAUUGAAAAGAGUAACUUAUGAUCUAUUAUGGAUCUUAGGAUGUUUUUUGUUGACACAAUACACAUGGAAUUUAAAAAUAUUUUUAUUAAACAGAAG
Molecule: messenger RNA, 555 nt
Organism: Centruroides sculpturatus (bark scorpion)
Lineage: Eukaryota; Metazoa; Arthropoda; Arachnida; Scorpiones; Buthidae
Product: glutathione peroxidase-like
Exons: 4
Coding region: 1-480 (159 amino acids)
Biological process (GO): response to oxidative stress
Molecular function (GO): glutathione peroxidase activity
Source: RefSeq, a predicted model, not a curated record